Molecule: messenger RNA, 1406 nt
Organism: Capsella rubella
Lineage: Eukaryota; Viridiplantae; Streptophyta; Magnoliopsida; Brassicales; Brassicaceae
Product: ketohexokinase
Exons: 13
Coding region: 1-1263 (420 amino acids)
Molecular function (GO): kinase activity
Source: RefSeq, a predicted model, not a curated record
AUGGCACCUCACUCCAUCUCUCUGUGUUUCUCAGCACCUCACCUCUGCUUCACUCAUCUCCCACCACCUCUUCCUCUCUUCUCCUCCUCCGUCAUCUCUCUUCCGGUCUUCCGUCACUUCAGGAGUUUCAGGCCUAUUAGAAUGGCUUCUUCGUCUCCCUCCAUCGAUUCUGUUCCUUCUCCGCCGGAUAAUGCUAUCGUCCUUGGUUGUGGUGGCAUCGCUGUGGAUUUCUUAGCGACGGUUGAUUCUUAUCCUCAACCUGACGAUAAGAUCCGAAGCACUAGCCUGAAGGUGCAAGGAGGGGGAAAUGCUGCAAACGCAUUAACCUGUGCAGCUCGUUUGGGUUUGAAUUCGAGACUGAUUAGUAAGGUAGCGAAUGACUCUCAAGGAAAAGGUAUGCUGGAAGAGCUGGAAGCUGAUGGUGUGGAUACUUCUUUUCUUGUGGUCUCUAAAGAGGGCAAUUCACCAUUUACCUAUAUCAUAGUUGACAAACAAACGAAAACCCGCACUUGUAUUCACACGCCAGGAGACCCACCCAUGUUACCAACUGACCUUUCUCAGUCUAGUAUGUUAUCAGCCCUAGACAGAGCAAGCAUUGUAUACUUUGAUGUAAGAUUACAUGAAACGGCCUUGGUGAUUGCAAAAGAGGCAGGUCGCAAGAAGAUACCUAUUCUAGUUGAUGCAGAGAAGAAAAGAGAUGGAUUAGAUGAACUCUUGCAAUUCGCAGAUUAUCUUGUCUGCUCAGCAAAGUUUCCUCAGGUAUGGACAGAGGCGUCUUCAACUCCUGGUGCACUCAUUUCAAUGUUGUUGAGAUUGCCAAAACUGAAAUUUGUGAUCGUGACCUUAGGUGAAGAAGGAUGCUUAAUGCUUGAAAGAGCUUCAAAAGCAGAAAUAUUACAAUCUCAAGAGACAGAUAUCGAGAGCUUGUUGGAGACACUAAAGCAUAGAAAAGACUCAACCGCAACAUAUCCAACAUGCGUUUCAUCGGAGACAACAGAGUUGAAGGCCGACGGGAUAGGAACAAUGAGUGGAAGAUUGUUUCUCGGAACAGCAGAGAAAAUUCCUCCAGAAGAGCUUCUUGACACCACCGGUGCUGGUGAUGCAUUCAUAGGAGCGGUUCUAUAUGCCAUAUGCGCCGGCAUGCCCCCAGAGAAAAUGUUACCAUUCGCUGCUCAAGUGGCGGGUUGCAGCUGCCGAGCUUUGGGAGCUCGCACCGGUCUUCCUCGCCGUACAGACACUAGACUUGUACCUUAUCUGGUUUGACACUCUGUGUUCCUUUGUCAACUUCUGAGUUCGGAGUCAAUUUACUCCAUUGCACACUUUCAAUAUUCUAAAUGUUCCAAGUAUUGGAUGAAAUAAAAGACUUGGUGUCAAAUAAUAUUCUGGUUAGGUUUGACUUUUUUUCU